This is a messenger RNA of Xyrauchen texanus (razorback sucker), 5176 nucleotides long. Its product is annotated as acetyl-coenzyme A synthetase, cytoplasmic-like. Gene Ontology annotation, molecular function: acetyl-CoA synthetase activity; AMP binding. The transcript is spliced from 19 exons. Bases 662 to 2758 code for a protein of 698 amino acids. The record is from RefSeq and is a predicted model, not a curated record. Gene Ontology annotation, cellular component: cytoplasm. NCBI's taxonomy places the organism in Eukaryota, Metazoa, Chordata, Actinopteri, Cypriniformes, Catostomidae.
UCUCCGUUUAUAAUGGUACUUGUCAUUCCACCCACUUUUAAUUUUAUUUUGUUCUAUGGCUGUCCUCCUGCAGGCACAUUGAGGAUUUGUAAUUCACGCGUGGAAGAAUGUCAGAUCUCAUGCUGUAUGGACGGCUCUUUUGAUUGAAUGCAGUUAUAUUAAAUGCUGGGAAAGAUAUCCACCUUUAACCGACCUUGCGCGAGCUAACGCAUGCGAGAAACUGCCUGACAGCUCUCAAGUGCAUCAUUUGUUUCGUUUCUUUUCUUUAUGUGGGACUUAUUUUAAAUCCAAACUUAUUUUGGUAUUCCGUCUUCAAAUUUGCGAUUGCACUUGCACUAUCGCCUGACGAACACUUUGAGCGAAUCCAAUUUGAACGGUUUUCGGACAUCUCGUCCUUUGCAAACUGAAUCUGGAUCAGUAAAACACAACAGUACUGUUGUUGGAUAUAACUCUAAAUCUUAGUUUAAGUCUUCAUUUUGUUUUGUGAUUUUUUUUUAUUUCAAACUCAAAUGCACACAGCGCCUGUAUGGGAGUGAAACUCUCACACACGGAAGUGACUUGUACAUCUUAGGCCAGUUAUCUCUGCGCGCGUGUGUGUGUGUGUGUGUGUUUACUAGUUGAAUUUGCAUCCCUUGUAUAGAUUGUAUUGGUAAAUUGAAAAAUGAUCCCUGAUAAAGCACCAGGCGAGGAUGUUUUACAUGCAUCCGGGGACUUGAAGAAAGAAGCGCACAUCCCCAGCUUUGAGAAAUACAAAGAGCUCUACAUCAAAUCUGUCGAGUCUCCAGAGGAGUUCUGGGGAGAUGUCGCCAAAGACUUUUUCUGGAAGACAAAAUACACAGGAAAGUUCCUGGACUACAAUUUCGAUGUGACCAAGGGUGAGAUUUUCGUGAAGUGCAUGGAAGGGGCCACAACCAACAUCUGUUACAAUGUGUUGGACCGCAACGUCCAUGAGAGGAAACUGGGGGACAAAGUGGCUUUUUACUGGGAGGGGAAUGAACCUGGAGAUGAGAAGACCGUGACCUUCAGAGAACUGCUCCAGCAAGUCUGCAAGUUUGCCAAUGUCCUCAAGUCACAAGGUGUCAAAAAAGGUGACCGUGUAUCUAUUUACAUGCCCAUGGUGGUGGAGCUGGUGGUGGCCAUGUUGGCCUGUGCUCGGAUUGGAGCUGUCCACUCUAUUGUGUUUGCCGGUUUUUCUGCCGAGUCGCUGUGUGAAAGGAUCAUGGACUGUCAGUGCUGUCUGCUUAUUACAGCGGAUGGCUUUUACCGCGGUGAUAAGCUGAUCAAUCUGAAGCUAAUAGCUGAUGAGGCACUACAGAAAUGCAGGGACAAGUCUUUCUCAAUGGAGAAAUGUAUAAUGCUUAAACACCUCUCAAAGGAUGAGGCCACAACGCCUGGGUCCCUGUCACCUCCAUUGAAGCGUGCCUGCCCCGACCUACAGCAGGAGAAACAGAAAGAAAGAGUAAGGAAGGUCCAUCCCCCCCAACAGGUGCCAUGGAAUCCUGAGGUAGAUAUGUGUUGGCACUCUCUUAUUGGUGGAGCUUCAGAAGAGUGUGAGCCUGUCUGGUGUGAAUCAGAAGACCCACUCUUCAUCCUUUACACUAGUGGCUCUACUGGAAAACCUAAGGGUGUAUUGCACACAGUGAGUGGCUACAUGCUCUACACUGCUGCCACCUUUAAGCUGGUGUUUGAUUAUCAUCCAGAUGAUGUAUACUGGUGCACUGCAGACAUUGGUUGGAUAACAGGUCACUCGUACAUCACAUAUGGGCCCCUGGCCAAUGGGGCAACCAGUGUGCUGUUUGAGGGUUUGCCUACAUACCCGGAUGUGAGCCGAAUGUGGGAGAUUGUUGAUAAAUAUUACGUCUCCAAGUUCUACACGGCACCCACCGCUAUCCGGAUGCUUAUGAAGUAUGGCAGUGAGCCUGUACUUAAGUAUAAGCGUGGCUCUCUGAAAAUUUUGGGGACUGUAGGGGAGCCCAUAAACCCAGAAGCCUGGCAGUGGUACUACAGUGUUGUGGGAGAGAAGAGAUGCCCAGUGGUGGAUACAUUCUGGCAGACUGAGACGGGUGGGCAUGUGAUGACUCCGCUGCCAGCUGCCACUCCCAUGAAGCCAGGCUCUGCUACGUUUCCAUUUUUUGGGGUUGUACCUGCCAUUCUGAAUGAGUCAGGGGAGGAACUUGAAGGACCAAGCGAGGGCUAUCUGGUGUUUAAACAGCCAUGGCCAGGUGUGAUGAGAACUAUAUAUGGGAACCACCAGAGGUUUGAGACCAUCUACUUCAAGAAAUUCCCUGGAUAUUUUGUCACUGGAGAUGGUUGCCGUAGAGAUAAGGAUGGGUACUACUGGAUCACUGGAAGGAUAGAUGACAUGCUGAAUGUGUCUGGGCACCUAUUAAGCACAGCAGAGGUGGAGUCGGCUCUAGUGGAGCAUAAAGCCGUGGCAGAGGCAGCAGUUGUAGGGAGGCCACAUCCUGUUAAAGGGGAGAGUCUCUACUGCUUUGUCACCCUCAAUGACGGAAUCAGCUACAACCAAAAGCUGGAGGCAGAGCUUAAAAAGCAAGUGAGAGAGAAGAUUGGUGCUAUAGCUACGCCUGACUUCAUACAGAAUGCACCUGGCCUUCCGAAAACCAGAUCAGGGAAAAUCAUGCGUCGCGUCCUGAGGAAGAUAGCAAGUAAUGAGCGGGAUUUGGGUGACGUGUCCACUCUAGCAGACAGCUCUGUCAUUGAUCAACUGUUUGAAAACCGCUGUGAUACUGCUGUGUGACCAUUAGGAUGAGCCAACUUAAUGCUACUGUCUGGCACCGUAUGAGCUUCAUUUCUGGGAGAAGAGGAAGAAUCUGUGCUAGAAUGAAGUGUAGAAAAAAGCAAGAGGGCAGACCGCAAGAAAAAGUCUUUGUCAGGUGUAUAAAUCCUGCUGCAAUGCGCUACAGUUUAGAUAUUUCUAAGCAAAUACAAGGUUUGGGAGCAACAUGGGGUUUUAAAUGGAUUUUUAACAUGACCCAUUGUAUAUUAGAAAUCAUUUUAGAACAAAAGUUUAUUUUUGUUAUUUGUCUUUGGCGAUUUUCUUCGUUUUUGUGAUUGUGUUUGUUUGCAGUUGGUUUGGCCUCAAAUUAAUUAUGAUACAUAACACAGUAUCAAGCUGUUUUUGUUGACUACUGUCCUCCAGUGAUUUUUUUUUUUAUAGUUCACUGGUGUGCCAUUCUUAAUUCCAUUAUGUGUGCAUAAUUCUGGGUCUAAAUAUGUAUUUCUCUUUUGUUCAAUUUGUUCAUAGAAACAUGUAAAAUGACAUUGUCCUAUAAUGUGCCAACAUUACUUUAAAGCAGGUUAGCAAUUGUUUGAUGAUUUUGUUGUAUACAAAGUAAUUAUGGUUGAAUUUCUCUGCUUCAGUCUAAGGUGUGCGUGCGCGUGUGUGUGGUUGAAAUCAGAAGUUUACAUGCACUUAGGUUGGAGACAUUUAAAAUAAAUUUAACCACUCCUCCACAGAUUUCAUUUUAGCAAACUAUAUAUGUGGCGAGUCGUUUAGGACAUCUACUUUGUGCAUGACACAAGUAAUGUUUCCAACAAUUGUUAACAGACAGAUUGUUUCACUCUUCAUUGACAAUAUCACAAUUUCAGUGGGUCAGAAGUUUAAAUACACAAAGUUAACUGUGCCUUUAUACAGCUUGGAAAAUUCUAGAAAAUGAUGUCAAGCCUUUAGGCAAUUAGCUUGUUAUAGGCUAAUUGGAGUGACUUUACAUCAUGGGAAAAUCAAAAGAAAUCAGCAAAUACCUAAAAAAAAAAAAAAAAAAAAAAUUGUGGACCUCCAUAAGUCUGGUUCAUCCUACAUUCAUCUGUACAAACAAUAGUACACAAGUAUAAACACCAUGGGACCACGUAGCCAUCAUACCGCUCAGGGAGGAGAUGCAUUCUGUCUCCUAGAGAUGAAUGUAGUUUGGGGUGAAAAGUGCAAAUCAAUCCCAGAACAACAGUAAAGGACUUUGUGAAGAUGCUGGAGAAAACAGGUAGACAAGUAUCUAUAUCCACAGUAAAACAAGUCCUAUAUCGACAUAACUUGAAAGACUGCUCAGAAAGAAAGAAGCCAAUGCUCCAAAACCACCAUAAAAAAGCCAGACUACUGUUUGCAAGUGCACAUGGGGACAAAGAUCUUACUUUUUGAAAAAUGUCCUCUGAGUUUAAAUGUAUUUUGUUAAGGUUUAUUUAAACUUCUGACUUCAACUGUACAUACAAAUUACACAUUUUAUAGACUACUGGUUGUAUACGAGCCAAAGCAUGCAGUAAAACUUACCAGAAUAAGGGCAGGUGUUUGCAUAUGUUAAAGAUUAACUAUGUAUAUUUGAUACCAGGUACAAUUUGCAGCUGUUUGCAAACACUUGUGUUUGAACGUCUGAUAUUAAUUUCUUCCAGGAAAGUUAUAAAAAAGCUGUUAUUAACUUAUAAUGUACAAAUCUUCUGUAUGCAUUUGAAAACAUGUACCCAAGAUAACAGUAGUCUUGCAUCUCUUACAAUGUUAGUGGUUCAGUCCAAUUCAUAAUCUACUGUAUCCCAAGAUCAGCUUUCAGGACAGAAGUGUGAUGAUCAAAUUCCAGUUUUGCCUCAUAGUGUAUGGUGCUUGCAUGCACCAAUGCCACAUCCAUGGAUUGUAUUUCACACUGUUAUUAGAUUCAUUUGAUGCUGUUGUUUUUGCUAAUAUUUCCUCUAGCUUAGCAUUAAUUAUUUGUUUUGUUGUACAAUAAAUUUUGACUUUUUAUUGAUCAUGUCUUCAAUCAAUCCUAAAAUUCCCAACAUACUUUCCAGAUGUGCGACUGAUCCUUUAAAUGUCAGUUUAAUGUAUUUUCUUAACCAUGAAUGUUUCCCUUUGUCAUGAAUUUUCUUGUUGUCAAAUCAUUUGAACAAUGUCUCUCAUACAGAACUGGGUGAAUUAAAGUGCUGACAUUUUAAAUUUAAAGAGUUUUCUUUCUCUUUCUUGGGUGUGUUGUUUCAUAUCCCUUUGUUCACUUGUCCUGCACUGUUUGUUAUUGGAUUAACUAUUUGUUCUCUUACUGCAUUCUAGUAAAAUCUUUCUUUUUUUUUAUUUUCUGGAGAAGCUGCAGCUAUUGUGUCCUUCGUGAUGAAUUCUGUUGCAGCACAUUAUGCAGCUGAUCCUCUACUUAAAACAAAGCAUUUCAUGGAUCUUACCAUAAAU